AUGAAGAAAUUUUCUAACUACAUCAACUCAUUGAUUGGGAAAGGAAACACUCCAUUUUUAUAGAAGUUUAAUUCAAGUUCAUUAAUGAAUAAUACUCCAGUAAUUUUGAUGACAGAUAUUCUAUAUUUAAUUGAAUGUUUUGAAGGUUAUGGGCCAGAAUGUCAAGGAAUUUAUUUGACAGGACAAGAAUAUUUAUAACAAUUUUUUCAGGAACUAUCUUAAAAACCUUUGAGUGGGUUGAUGGCAGUAAAAAUUUCAUUAACAAUCCAUUUGGUUUUAUAUGAGUUCCAAAUAGGGGAAAUUGUGGCUGAAGAGAUGAUAUCAAGAGAUUAUAAGUUGUAAGUAAUUGAGAAUCAGAGUCAUGGACAAUUUGUGUAGAAUUAUUUGAUGUACCUAUUCAAGUUGGCUUAGAAUUUGAAAUUGUUCUACUCUUGUAAAAUUGGACAAUAUCCAAUCUUUGAUUAGGAGGUUACUUAUACAAAUUACACUGAAUCAACAAGAGAAAAUCAAAUUAACUAAUUCAAAAUGUUCAAGAAAUAAUCUAACUUUAAGGAUACUAACCUUCAAUAUCGUGAGUAUUAAUAGAAGAAGCUAGAAAAUCAUUUAUCAAAUAAAACUGGAUAUAUAACAAUAGAUUAGAAGAUCCUCUAUUUAUUUAAAUUGCUAAAUUUAUUGAAUCAAUGCAUACAAAUAUUGAAUUUGAGUCUAGGGGUUUGUUAGAUAGAAUAAUAGGAUGUCAAAAGCAUCUAUGUAGAGAUCUGUUGUGUGCUUUGGAAUGAUGCUAUGGUGAUGUACAAAUUUGCAACUUUAGAGAUAUGCAAAAUACUAGAUUCAUUUCGUUUCUUGCCACUCUAAUAACUAUAAUCAUUAUAAUAGGUAUAUUGGGCAACAACUAAUUCUACAAAGAGUAUAAAGUGGAUAUAUAAUAAUAGAAAGUACUUUGAUAGUUAAAACAUUGUGAAAUAGCCCUUUUGGUUUGAAGAGAAUAACCAAAUAAUCAGAGAUAUAUAAAGCAGUAUAAUUGAUAGUAAGAUUAAUUCAAUUCCAGAGUCCUGUCGUUAACUGAAGCUAUAGACUCCUCAAAGUUCUAAAUUGAAAUCUCCUAUUCAAAUCUAAUAACCUUAUUCUGGAAGAAUCUUAAAUUAAAGAAAUCAGCCUUUUUUUGUGGCCCAUAAGAAACUGCAGGAAUCAAUCUCUCAAUACACUGAGAUAAAGGAUCAAAGUUAGUAACAGAAUAAUUAAAAGAAUAACAACAUAAAACAUGCAAUUUAUCCAAUAUUUUCAGACUAAGAGAUGCAAUUGUCUCCAAAGUUGUAAUAAUAAGAAUUAAUUAAAUGA
Molecule: messenger RNA, 1338 nt
Organism: Paramecium tetraurelia
Lineage: Eukaryota; Ciliophora; Oligohymenophorea; Peniculida; Parameciidae
Exons: 3
Source: RefSeq, a predicted model, not a curated record